This is a messenger RNA of Prorocentrum cordatum, 553 nucleotides long. NCBI's taxonomy places the organism in Eukaryota, Dinophyceae, Prorocentrales, Prorocentraceae. The record is from the annotation of a GenBank genome assembly.
GGCGUCACGGCCGUGCCGCCCCGCCACUGGCCCGCGCGGCCGCCGGCGCCCGAGGAGCGCGCGGCAGCAGCCGCUGGGAAAACCGCGGCGCUGGGCGAGGCCGAGGAGGAGGCUGCGGCAGCGGACGCCAAGCCGGGAGCCCGCCUGGACUCGUGCACGGCGUUCGUCUCCCGUGCGGAGCGCCGCCUUGCAGCGGUGCGCGCGGACGUGGAGGUUGCGGAGGCGGCCGCCGCGGCCGCUCGGGCGCGAGUCGCGGAAUUGGACGAGGAGCUCCAGGAGGGCAAGCGGCGCUUGGAGGAGCUCCGGGAAAGCGCGCCCGCGGACGGGCUCUUGCCCGGCGUCCUGGCGGACGUGCGCACCGUGCUGGAUGUUUUGGAGCGGCUGCCGAUGGCGGGCCAUGUCGGCGCUGGCCCCGCGCUGCCGGCGGCGGCCUUGCAGGCCUGCGCGGCGCUGCGGCGGCACUGCGGCGCGCCCCCGGACGGCCGCAGCCCAGAGGAGCUCAUUGACGGGCCGCUGGAGCUCCCGCCGGACGGCGGCGCACAGGCGCGCCCUG